CUUUUCCGAUUUUUUGGGUUCCUGCAUCGAGUCAUGGAUCUUCUGGUCCCGACAUCUUCCAUCGCAAGCUCUGCAGAUCAUUUGAUUUCUAGAACCAUACACUAGACUCUUCUUCCCUUUCACUUACUUCACUCCGGACUUCGACCUUCUUAGCCAUUUGAAAUCACCUUCCUCACCUCUACUUCACCUCCUCCUACACCCAACAUGUCCACCAACGGCACCACCAAGAAAUCGUCCACCAUGACAUCCGACCCCUCCCAAUCCUCCUUCGCCGUCAAAGCCGGCCUGGCCCAGAUGCUCAAAGGCGGCGUCAUCAUGGACGUAGUGAACGCGGAGCAAGCCAAAAUCGCCGAAGAAGCAGGUGCAUGUGCCGUCAUGGCGCUCGAGCGAGUGCCGGCCGACAUCCGGGCCCAGGGUGGCGUGGCACGCAUGUCGGACCCGCAGAUGAUCAAGGACAUCAUGCGCACCGUCACCAUCCCCGUCAUGGCCAAAGCACGCAUCGGACACGUCGUCGAGUGCCAGAUUCUGCAGGCUAUUGGAGUCGACUACAUCGACGAGAGCGAGGUUCUGACCCCCGCCGAUCCCACCAACCAUGUGGAGAAGAGUGGGUUUGGAGUGCCGUUUGUGUGUGGAUGCCGGAACUUGGGCGAGGCGUUGAGGAGAAUCGCCGAGGGGGCGGCCAUGAUCCGGACGAAGGGCGAGGCGGGCACGGGCGAUGUGGUGGAAGCAGUGAGACACAUGCAGACCGUGAAUGGGGAGAUUGCGCGCGCGAGCUCGUCGACCGAUUCGGAGCUGCGGAUGAUGGCGAGGGAGUUGGAGUGUGACUAUGCCCUGUUGAAGCAGACGGCACAGUUGAAGAGACUGCCCGUCGUCAACUUCGCGGCUGGCGGCGUGGCUACCCCUGCAGAUGCAGCGCUUAUGAUGCAGAUGGGGUGUGACGGAGUGUUUGUCGGCAGUGGCAUCUUCAAGUCCGGCGACGCGGCCAAGAGGGCGAAGGCCAUUGUGCAGGCCGUGACACACUACAACGAUCCUCAGGUCUUGGCCGAUGUCUCGAGCGGGCUGGGAGAGGCGAUGGUGGGCAUCAACGUGGAGAAGUUGGACGGAGGUGCCCGUUUGGCGAAGCGAGGAUGGUAGAGAACAAUGACAUUCCAAGCAUAGCGCCGGCGUGACGAUGUACAUAACUCGAUCCCUACCUACUUUAUGAUGCAUUUUGUGCCUUCAAUUUGCCAGCGAUCUGGGCGUAUCUCAUCGUCUUCGCCGCCCUCCGACUCGAUCAGGGGGAGAACGCUCUGCUCUGCCGUAACUGGCGACUGCUGAGAAUGACCUUUGAGCACGUGCCGCCCGUUGUCGCCCAAAUGUCACAUCUCCGGGCGUCUAUCGAGGGCGAGGCGGCUGGAUUCCCUCUGCAUAGGCGUCUUCGAAACAAACG
Messenger RNA from Neohortaea acidophila, 1429 nucleotides. Its product is annotated as pyridoxal biosynthesis lyase pdxS. The transcript has a single exon. The record is from RefSeq and is a predicted model, not a curated record. Gene Ontology annotation, molecular function: amine-lyase activity. Lineage: Eukaryota; Fungi; Ascomycota; Dothideomycetes; Mycosphaerellales; Teratosphaeriaceae. Bases 205 to 1134 code for a protein of 309 amino acids. Gene Ontology annotation, biological process: amino acid metabolic process; pyridoxine biosynthetic process; pyridoxal 5'-phosphate biosynthetic process.